This is a messenger RNA of Strongyloides ratti, 1233 nucleotides long. RefSeq lists its product as hypothetical. Bases 1 to 1233 code for a protein of 410 amino acids. NCBI's taxonomy places the organism in Eukaryota, Metazoa, Nematoda, Chromadorea, Rhabditida, Strongyloididae. The record is from RefSeq and is a predicted model, not a curated record. The transcript has a single exon.
AUGCAAACAUUACAGCUAAAAUCUAAAUCUGUAAAAAACUUUUUAAAGAAUAAAAAAAAGGAACAAGAAAAAUGUAAUGACAAGAAUCUUAAAAAUCAAAAUACUACAACAAUUGAAUCUGAUAAUGGAAAAAAAAAUAGCUGCAAUAAUUUUGGUCACAAAAUAAAAAAAGCAACUAAUAAACACAACAUUAAUUCUAAUUUGAAAAAUAAUACAUGUACUAGUAUUGUCUUAGAUUCACCUCAAGUUAAAAAAUCAGCAUUCAAUAAUAAUCAAAAUAAAACGAUUUCAAUUGAUAAAAAGAAGGAUACUUCUAAAAAAAAAGAAAAAUUAAGUAAAAAAAUCAAAGAUAAAUAUAAUACUUCUUUUUCAAGUAAUACAAAAACAAACACAAAAGAUAAAUCUAAAACUACAGAAAUUUUACCCAACCGCAUUUACAAGAAUCAAAAAAACACCAGUCGAAGUAUAAGUGCUUCCUCUUCAAAUACAAAAUCAUUGGAAUCAAAAAAGUUGUCUACUAAAUCAAAAUCAAAAUGCAGUCAAAGUAUUGAUUUGGGUUCUACAAAAUUUACUUCUAGUAGUAAAAUUGUCAAAAAAAAACUUAAAAAUAUAGGACAAUCAAUUGGAUCAAAAAAACCAAAUAUUUCAGCUCUUAAAAAACAACUUUUAUCUAUAACAAAAGAAUCUAGAUAUAGGCGAAUUCAGAAAAUAGAUGAAGAAGAUUAUAUUUUAUCAAUGGCAGAUUUAAAGCCUUCUAUUAAGAGAGCAAUCAAUUCAAUGAAAAGUUUUGGUAGAAAUUCAUCCUGUAAUAAAAAAGAAUCUAAGUUUAAUCAAAAAGAUUCAUAUUCUUAUUUAGCUAAUUUAUCUGUUAAAGAUGGAAAAAAAUUAGUUUCAGAAGAAGUCUACAAUAAACUUCAUAUGAAUAACAAAUUCACUAAAGAAGUUUUUACUAAUUCAAAAGGAAGACCUUUAUGGUGUAUAAAAACAGGUGAAAACUCCGACGAUUCUACUACAGAAUCAGGGGAUAUUUGUGCUCUUGUUUCUGAUGCUCUUCUUGCUUAUUGUGAUGGAAAUUUUCAAAUACCAGAACAAUUACCAAGAAUUUGCACGUCAGAUCCUAGUGGUGAUCUUCAAGAAUUUACAAAAAAUGACUAUUUAUAUACAACGAAAAACGUUAUAAAUAAUACAGUUAGAACAUUCUCAAAAAUGGAAGAAUUUAAGGAAGUGAUGUAA